AUGACAAUGUGGCGGCUGUUGGCGGCGCUGAUCGUGCUGGGCGCAUGCGCCGCCGAGCCCCGCCUCGCGCAGAGCACAUCGCGCCCGCGACACUGGCAGCGCGGCCCACGCACGCUAGCUGAUCGUAAACCUAAUCCAUUUGUUGGGCCACACGUGUGUCGAUCGCGAAACAGCACGCAUUGCUGUCCCGGGUGGACGUCCAGGCCUAACUCUUUACUUUGUAUAGUCCCCGUAUGUCGUCCAGACUGCGGGUCUCCGGGCGCUUGCGUGGCGCCCAACAUGUGCCGCUGCGCCGGUGGCGUAGAGGCUCCUUCGUGCCAACCCGGCGGUAUUUAUCCCUACCCAGUGCGGACUCCAGGGGGGUGCCGCCGUAUCUGUAUGAAUGGAGGCACUUGCACCAACGGCACGUGUGCCUGCGCACCUGGUUGGAGCGGAGAAUUCUGUACUGAACCAAUAUGCCGCGAGCCAUGUUUGCAUGGUGGCAGAUGUAUUGCACCAGACCGAUGCGUGUGUUUCCACGGACUUUCGGGAACGAGAUGCGAGAUCGACAGAAGAACUGGGCCGUGCUACACGGACACGCGCGGCGCGCUGUGCACGGGCGCGCUGGACGGCGUGGUGUGCACCAAGCAGCUCUGCUGCGCCACCGUGGGCGUGGCCUGGGGGCACCCCUGCGAGCGCUGCGCUGACCUCGACUGCCCACACGGUCACUUACGCAACCUCGCCACCAAGGAGUGCCAGGACAUAGAUGAAUGUGCAGCAGUACCCGGGCUGUGCCAGGGCGGGCGCUGCAUCAACUCGGUGGGCUCGUUCUCGUGCGAGUGCCCCCCCGGCCAGCGGCGCCACCCCGUCAGCAACAACUGCGAGGAUAUCGACGAAUGCGAGGAUCCCGACAUUUGUCCAAACGGCAAAUGUGUGAAUACAGAGGGUGAUUACUAUUGUCUGUGCGAUCCACACUUCAUUCCCAGCCCAGAUAAGAAAUUCUGUAUCGAUGGGAGAGUAGGCAGCUGCUACACGUACCUGGGCGAGACGGGCGAGUGCGCGGACCGCCUGCCCAUGCCGCUGUCCAAUCGCGACUGUUGCUGCGGGUACAACAUGGGCCGCGCCUGGGGCAACCUCUGCACCCCCUGUCCUCCCAGAGGAUCUAGCGAGUGGAGCCACCUGUGCGGUGGCGGCAUCAUCCCGCCGAGCUGGCGCCGCAACGUGACGGGCGGCAACGGCGGCGACACGUACGAGCCGCCCGCCAUCGCCAAGAUCAACGAGUGCAUGCUGAGGAGCGGCAUCUGCGGGCUUGGCACCUGCGUCGAUAAAGACAUCGGAUACCAGUGCGAUUGUUGGGAUGGUGCGGAGUCGGUGGUGCAGGAUGGCAACCCCACGUGUAUCGACAUCGACGAGUGCGCGCUCGAGUACUGCAAGGGCGGCACUUGCAUCAAUCGGCCCGGUGGCUUCGACUGCCGGUGUCCCCCUGGAUUCGAUCCUGUUAACAAUGGAUUAAGAUGCAGCGAUAAAAACGAAUGCGAGAUGACGAACGGUGGUAUGUGCACCAAUGGAUUCUGUAGAAACAGUGAUGGAGGAUACGAGUGCAUCUGCAACCCGGGCUACGAGUCGACGGAGACGGGGCACGCGUGCCGCGACGUGGACGAGUGCCGCGACAACCCGCGCGUGUGUCGGCGCGGGCGCUGCCGCAACACGCCCGGCGCCUACGACUGCGAGUGCGAGCCCGGCUUCAGCGCCAGCGCCGGCGGCUACUGCGCCGACGUCGACGAGUGCGCCGACAAGAGCGUGUGCCAGGGCGGGCGGUGCGUGAACAGCGAGGGCUCGUUCCAAUGCGUGUGCGAGGCGGGCUACCGGCCGACGCCGGACCGCGGCGCGUGCGUCGACGUGAACGAGUGCUCGGAGCAGCGCGUGUGCCGCAACGGGCGCUGCCACAACACGCCCGGCUCCUUCCGCUGCGAGUGCCUGCCCGGCUUCACGCUCAGCAACGACGGCAGGACCUGUCUCGACGAAGUGCAGGAUUUGUGCUACGAAAAAUACGAAGAAGGCCAUUGUACAGGACCUGGUCAAAAUGCAGUAACACGUUCUCAGUGUUGUUGUAGUUCAAGCAAAGGUUUACGUUUAGGUUGGGGGGUUGCUUGCAAACCGUGUCCAGAAGCUGGCAGUCAAGACUACAAGGUCCUAUGUCCUGAAGGUUCUAGCAAAGAUAACGGAGGUGCAGACAUUAACGAGUGUACCAUGAUCCCGGGUAUUUGUCCUCACGGGACCUGUGAGAACUUAGAGCCGGGGUACAAAUGUAUCUGUGACCCUGGAUUCCAUCCUGAUGCUGAUGGGAUUUGUAGAGAUAUUGACGAGUGUGAUAUGCAUCAGUCGUAUUGUACAGGAGGGCAGUGUCGCAACUCUCUCGGCAGCUUCACAUGUGUGUGUCCUCCGGGCACUCGGUACGAACCCGACGAACAAAUAUGCCGCGACAUUGACGAAUGCGAGGAACAAUCGAACCCGUGUGACAACGGUCGCUGCAUCAAUUCACACGGCAGCUACGAGUGUGAAUGUGAAAACGGAUUCGUACUUGACGCCACUGCCCAACACUGCCUCGAUAAUCGUCGCGGCUCAUGUUGGCGACGAGUGGUAGAUGGUCAGUGCGAGGCUGCAGCUAUGAGGCCCCUUCUCCGCCAAGAGUGUUGCUGCAGCGUAGGUCUCGCCUGGGGGUCACCGUGUGAGCCCUGCGAAAUGGACCAUUGCCCUUGUCCAAAGGGAUUUGCUAAGUUGGAUGGUGCCACGUGCCGCGACGUGGACGAGUGCCAGCUCAACUCAGAGCUGUGCGUAGGAGGUACCUGCAUCAACACUGAUGGCUCCUAUCGGUGUGAUUGUCCUCCAGGACUUAGUCUUGAUGCUACAGGUAACCGCUGCGUGGACACUCGGCGUGAGUACUGCUACACAGACUACGUGGGGGGACGGUGUUCGAGCCCGCUGCAGGUGGAAGUGUUACGGGCCGUGUGUUGCUGUUCGGCGCUCGGCAAGGCCUGGGGUGAUGGACGCUGCGAGCCUUGCCCUAAGAAAGGAACCGACUCCUACCGUAAUCUCUGUAUCUCUGAUGCGACCGGACAUCCUCCAACAAUUUGGGAUCGUCCUGGUGGUAGCGGCAACGUUACCAGUAUAUGGGGCAAUAAACCAAUCGGUCCUGGAGGCGAUGAAAACGAAUGGACUGGAGGCGGCAACGUUGACAACUGGGGCAACAUUACUUCGGAUAACUGGCAUAAGGGGGGCCCUGGAGUGAUCCCGGGACAGAUGGAGGUUAACGAGUGUGCUGCCUUCCCCGGCCUUUGUGGACAUGGGCGAUGUAGAAACUUAGUAGGAACUUUCACCUGUGAUUGCUUCCCUGGAUAUGAAAAGGACUCGAAGAACCACACCUGCGUGGAUGUGAACGAGUGUGAGAUCGUGGACGGUGUUUGCGGCUCCGGCGAGUGUCGCAACACUGAAGGGUCCUUCAGUUGUCACUGCCAUCCUGGACAUAAGUCCGAUGAUUUCUCCAAAGUUUGUGUUGAUAUCGACGAGUGCGCAGAAACUAGAGGUCUAUGUCGCGGAGGACGCUGCGUCAACACUCCUGGCUCAUUCCGGUGCGAGUGCGGGACCGGCAUGGAACUGGCACCAGAUAGACUGAGCUGCAAAGACGUGGAUGAGUGCUCCAUCACUUCUGGAAUAUGCAGUAACGGCGCUUGCGAGAACUUGAUGGGAACAUACCAGUGCGUUUGCGACGAGGGCUACGCUCAGUUAACGGUCAAAUCCCACUGCGAAGACAUCGAUGAAUGCACGGAAGAUCCCACGAGAUGUCAGCACGAGUGCGUUAACACUCUCGGCUCCUACCAUUGUACUUGCAGGGAAGGCUGGCACCUGCGCGCGGACGGGCGCACGUGCCGCGACGUGGACGAGUGCGGCGCGGGCGCGCGGCCGUGCGGCGGCGGCGAGUGCCGCAACACGCCGGGCUCGUACGCCUGCACCUGCGCCGACGGCCUGCUGCCCGCGCCCGACGGCGCCAGGCCCACGUGCCAGGACAUCGACGAGUGCGCCGAUAUACCAGACCUUUGUGGGGCUGGAGAAUGUCACAACACGAUCGGUAGCUUUGUCUGUCGGUGUUCGGAUGGGUACAGCGUAAAGCCGGAACAGGGGCCCGCCUGCACAGACGAUGAUGAAUGUGAACUUGGAACCUGUGACUGUCAUCCUGCUGCUGAUUGUAUUAAUUUACCUGGCUCGUUCCAAUGUCGGUGUCGUGAUGGUUGGCGAGGCGAUGGCACGGAGUGCGAAGAUAUCGAUGAAUGUUUGACUAAUAAUGGCGGUUGUCAUCCGAGAGCCACUUGUACCAACACCGAUGGCUCAUUCAUGUGUCUUUGUGACACAGGAUACAAAGGAGAUGGAUACUCGUGUGUGGAUAUUGAUGAGUGUGCCAACGACCCAACUCUUUGCGAAAACGGGCACUGCACCAACAUCCCCGGUGGCUAUGAAUGUGAUUGUGAUGUAGGAUUCACUAAGUCGGAAGAUGGAAAGUCUUGUCUUGACAUGGACGAGUGUGCAACUUUCGACAACGUGUGCGUGUUCGGGCGCUGCGUCAACACGUACGGCAUGUUCAAAUGUAUCUGCGACAAGGGAUACCAGUCUGAUAGUAUUGAUGAUUUGAUGCCUGGCUUCAACUGUACGGAUGUCGACGAGUGCAAGUCUCCUCAGUCGUGUCAGUACGGACAGUGCAUCAACACGCAAGGUUCCUAUAUCUGCAAGUGUCCGACCAACUAUGAGCUGGUGUCGGAUGGCACCGCUUGUUUUGAUUCGAGAAAGGCCAGGUGUUAUGGUACAGUAGAUUUACGAUCUGGCACUGAACAUUGUCAGGACAGUGACGAGUUGUCCGAAGAUGGCACCAUGGCCGCUUGCUGCUGUUCUGUUGGUGCUGCCUGGGGUAACUAUUGUGACCUUUGUCCGGAGCCAGGAUCAGAGGCAUACAGACAAUUAUGUCCCGGUGGACCUGGGUAUCAACCUGUUUUGGAACCUCCAUCUUAUGUUGUGACGUUAGCUGAUAUAGACGAGUGCGUCCAACAUCCUGCUCUCUGCGAACACGGAACUUGCACCAACACGUUCGGUUCCUUUGUGUGCACCUGUGGAGAUGGGUGGCAGCUGACUUCUGAUGAACAGCGGUGUGAGGAUAUUGACGAAUGUGCCAAACCAGACAUAUGCGGUCCCGGCAUUUGCAGAAACAUGCAAGGCAGCUACGUGUGUUUGUGCCCCGAAGGAUACGUGGCUAUGCCGAAUGGAAAGGAAUGUGUCGAUGUUCGUAAACGACAAUGCUACAUGGAAUAUUACGAAGAAAGUGGUCGUGGUCAGUGUUCUGGGUCUUCUGGUGUACCUCAGACUAAAUACCUCUGCUGUUGUUCUGUUGGAAGAGCGUGGGGUGAUCCUUGCGAACCUUGUCCAGAUAAAGGAUCUCAGGAACACAUGGCUCUUUGUGGUGAAAAACCUGGCGAAUAUAUCAAUCCCAUGACAAAUGAGACGAAACCUAUCAAUGAAUGCGACAUCAUGCCGCAGCUUUGCAAACCUGGUACCUGUCAUGAUACUCCAACUGGGUUCCAAUGUGGAUGUGAUCACGGAUACGAGCACGACAACACUUCGCACUUAUGUCGCGAUAUUGACGAGUGUGCUUUACACCGAACUCCGUGUCGUGGGUUAGCGCAAUGCGUUAACUUGCCCGGGGCUUAUGAGUGCCGAUGCCCGCCUGGGUACGCGCUCACCGCUUCUCUCGAUGAGUGUGAAGACGUGGAUGAGUGCGCCGAUGAGAGGUUGUGUGAGCACGGCGAGUGUCGAAACACGAUUGGAUCAUACAGGUGUGACUGUAAGCCUGGUUAUACUCUACGUGAUAAUGUUUGCCGCGACGUAGAUGAAUGUGCACGUCCUCGUCCCAUGUGUCGUAACGGUACAUGUGAAAAUUUACCUGGAUCUUAUACGUGUCACUGUGAUGAGGGAUUCAAGCCAGGAGCUAAUAAUGAUUGUAUAGACAUCAACGAGUGUCGCGAGGGCGGCAUGGUGUGCCGCAACGGGCGGUGCCGCAACACGGCGGGCUCGUUCCGCUGCGAGUGCGCGCCGGGCUACGCGCUGACGGCGGACGCGCGCCACUGCCGCGACGUGGACGAGUGCUCCGAGCUGCCGCACCCCUGCGGCAGGGACGGCUCGCCCUCGUGCACCAACACCAACGGAGGCUACGAAUGUUCCUGCGGUGCCGGUUGGCGUUUGGUAGGCAGACGGUGUGUGGACCGUGACGAGUGUAAAGAGAUACAAUAUGUGUGCGCGGGAGGGGAGUGUAGGAACUUCAAUGGAGGGUAUGUGUGCGAUUGUCCAUCUGGGUGGCGGUUCGAUAAAGCAGCGGCAAUUUGCGUAGAUGAACGUAAAGAACUUUGCUACGAUGAGUGGGAGUCAGGAAGAUGUCACAGAGCCAGACCAUUACAGCUUGGAAGACCUGAGUGUUGCUGCUCAGAAGGUGCCGCAUGGGGACGUUACUGUGAACGCUGUCCAGCACCAGAUUCUCCUGAAUUCCUUCGCAUCUGCCAGGGUGGAAUGGGUAGACCUAAUCUUACACAAGACUUAGACGAAUGCAAAGUCCGACCCGACGUUUGCAAAGGCGGUCGAUGCAUCAACACUGAUGGGUCUUUCAGAUGUGAAUGUCCACCUGGCUACACUCUGGACGGUACUGGGCUCGUGUGUGUGGAUGCUGACGAGUGUGCCGCUGAUCCAAGAAUAUGUGGUAAUGGAACCUGUACAAAUACUCCUGGAGGAUAUGAGUGUAGAUGUAACUUUGGAUUCACACAAGGGCCUGAUCAGACGUGUGUAGAUAUAGAUGAGUGCGCUGAAGGUCGAGCCUUGUGCACGUUCCGUUGUCACAACACCCUCGGGUCGUUCAGGUGCACGUGUCCUUAUGGGUACGCAGUAGCUGCGGACGGGAUCCACUGCAAGGACAUUGACGAGUGCGAAGAUAACAAGGUCUGUCCACACGCCUGCGAGAACGUUGUUGGCUCCUACAUAUGCAAGUGUCCUGAAGGCUACCGGCGCACGUCGGCGCCGCACGACGCGGAGGACGCGUGCGCCGACAUCGACGAGUGCGCCGACGGCCGCGAGCGCUGCGCGCCCGGCGUCUGCAUCAACGCCGAGGGCGGCUUCCAGUGCGACUGCGACGUCGGCUACGAGCCCAGCCCCGACCUCAAGGAGUGCAUCGACCACCGGACUGGCAUGUGCCACCGGUCACUGGUGGCAGGCCGCUGCGUGCCGGAACCCUGGCCCAGGUACAUGUCAUCCACUCCGCCACCACCAGCUCAUGUCACCAAAGCCCAAUGUUGCUGCACUCUCGGCGUCGCCUGGGGUCCAGAGUGCGAGCUGUGCCCCCAACCGGGCACUCCUGAGAGGCUGGAGCUGUGCAGCCCCACGAACCUGGGAGGGAGCCACAUUGGCAAAGUGCCUGGCAUCAGUAACAAAGAAACCAAUAACAUGAUCGACAACGGUAUUAACAUCUUCGACGUGGACGAGUGCGCGGCCAUGCCGGACUUGUGCGCUCCUGGCAGAUGUGUCAAUACUAUUGUCAGUUUCCGUUGUGUAUGUGGACGUGGUUACAAAUCAGCGGGUGACGUGUGCGCCGACAUUGACGAAUGUAGUGUCAGACCUCCUCCAUGUGAACAGCUCUGUAAAAACACCGAGGGAUCCUACGAGUGCCUCUGUCGGUCCGGGUAUGAAGUGGAUGAAGACGGGGCUAAUUGUCGAGACGUGGACGAGUGCGAACGUGGAACUCACACAUGUCAACAAACAUGUUCCAAUACCGAAGGGUCAUAUGAAUGCUCCUGCCAAGAUGGUUACGAGAAGAGGGGCGAUGCUUGUGUUGAUGUCAACGAAUGUCACGAAGAAGGCUUGUGUCCCCCUCCAGGCAAGUGUGUGAACCUCCUCGGCUCGUACCGUUGCGUGUGCCCGCGAGGGUUCAGGUUGGACCUGGAGGGCACCAGGUGCUUGGACCGGGACGAGUGCGAAGACGGAAGGUGCCAGUCACCUUGUAGGAAUUACGCUGGAGGGUACCGAUGUGACUGUCCUGCUGGCACGGUGCGGGCGGCGAGCGGCGCGUGCGUGGCGCAGGACGCGUGCGCGGCGGCGCCGUGCGGCGCGUCGCCGUGCUUCGCCGUGGGCAGCGCCUACCGCUGCGGCUGUCCCGCCGGCUACGGCUGGGACGCGCCGCACGCCGUCUGCCUGCAGUUGGCUGGUGGCUGCGCGACGGCAAGUUGCCUCUACGGCUGUUCACCCUUCGGUUCUUCGUAUCAGUGUGGGUGUCCAGCUGGCUACCAACUCGUCGGGGCUGGACAUUGUCUUACAGCACUAGAUGCUGCGUUAUCACCAGAUGACAUUGGAGAUGCACCAGUCUUCCCCGUGCAAGACCAGUAUAAAAUAGGAGGGGAAAAUGAACUUAUAUCCACUGAGGGAUGCUUCUCUUGCAAGGUGAACGGUCGCAGGCGAAGAGCACCUGAUGAAGCCAUAGUGUUUGCAAAUGGAACUACCAUAGUCAGGAAACGAAGGAGGCGCAGCCGACGUCGUCGUUCAAUCCUGGAGCCCGAAGCGGAAUUAAUCGUUGUAUCAGCUCACCCAAAACAAACGUGGGGCAGAGCUCCCUUACUGAGACUAGUUCCAGCGGAGGGCAAAGCGCGGGCUCACUACCGAAUCGCGUAUGGAGAUCCCAACAAUGACUUCGUGUUAUCCAAGAGAGAUGGUGCUACUGCUCUCAGACUUAGAAGACAUCUAAAGAGUCAGGAUGUGUUGGAGCGGCAGCUGGAGCUGGAGGCGCGCUUCGUGUGCCCCCCGGCGCGGGGCGCGGGUCGGGGCGCGGGGCGGGGGCGGCGCGCCGCGCGGGACCACGUGGCGCCGGCGCCGCUGCGCCUCUACGUGUGGCUGCGCGUGGCGCCCGCCCCCCCGCGCCGCUAG
Molecule: messenger RNA, 8976 nt
Organism: Arctia plantaginis
Lineage: Eukaryota; Metazoa; Arthropoda; Insecta; Lepidoptera; Erebidae
Source: the annotation of a GenBank genome assembly